Molecule: messenger RNA, 374 nt
Organism: Cuscuta campestris
Lineage: Eukaryota; Viridiplantae; Streptophyta; Magnoliopsida; Solanales; Convolvulaceae
Source: the annotation of a GenBank genome assembly
GGUGUGCCAUGCAAUUACGACGACGAUGACGUGGAUUUUGAUGUGCUCGGAUGGUGGAAGCGGAACGAACACAUGUUCCCAUGUCUCGGCAUGCUAGCAAGACAAGUGUUAUCCGUUCCGGUAUCAACCGUAGCAGUUGAACGAGAAUUCAGUGCUAGCGGCAACAUUCUAACCAACUUUCGAAGUUGUCUUAGCGCUGAAUCUCUUGAAACACUGGUUUGCAACCAAGAUUGGCUCUUGGCAAGACGUCGAGCUCAAGAGUCAUCGUACCUACUCGAAUCGGAGCAUUACAUGAAUGCAACAACAGAUGGAAGUCCGAGUUCUGAAGAAUAAGUUAUAAUUUUUUUAUGUUAAUGUAGAUAUGUAAUUAGUUU